UGUAGUUUCAGAUUUUCUAGAAAAUUCGUGUAGCUUUCAACACGGGAAUUUCGACUCUGUUGCAGUCUGUGUGUUGCUGUGUGUCCUGUGGUAUUGCAGAACCGGGCCGGUGCCGUUUUUUUUAGUGGUAGGAUAUUGCGAUUGACUGACUGAUUGUCAGACAAGGCAACGUGUUUUGCGUGAUCCAAAAAGGCGAUAUUUUUAAAGGUCCAGUGUCCUUAUUCUCAUUAUUUUGAACCAGUAUGGCCGCAAUGUCAGUUAUAGGUAUUGAUUUCGGCAACGAAUCUUGUUAUAUUGCGGUAGCUAAAGCAGGUGGCAUCGAGACAAUAGCUAACGAUUAUAGUCUACGGGGUACUCCAUCAUGUGUGGCCUUUUCACCAAAGAAUCGAAUAUUAGGUGUAGCAGCCAAAAACCAAAUGAUAACAAACAUGAAGAACACUGUAUUUGGCUUCAAGAGACUAUUAGGUAGAAAAUUUUCUGAUCCACAUGUACAGAAAGAGCUUAAACAUUUCCCAUUCAAGGUAGAACAAAGGCCUGAUGGUGGAAUUGGUAUUAGAGUCAAUUAUCUUGGUGAAGACAAUGUGUUUACUCCUGAACAGAUUACUGCAAUGCUUUUAACAAAACUGAAGGACAGUGCUACUAUAGCUUUACAAACUCAAAUUAAGGACUGUGUAAUAUCAGUACCUAGUUACUUCACAAACGCAGAAAGAAAUGCUCUCCUUGAUGCUGCAGCUAUUGCUGGACUCAAUGUGCUGCGCCUAAUGAAUGAGACCACUGCAACUGCAUUAGCUUAUGGUAUUUACAAGCAAGAUUUACCAGCUCCAGAAGAAAAACCACGCAACGUUGUAUUUGUAGAUUUCGGUCACAGCUCCCUUCAGGUGGCUGCUUGUGCAUUUAAUAAGGGAAAAUUGAAGGUGCUGGCCACAUCAACUGAUCCCUUCUGUGGUGGUAGGGACAUAGAUAUGGCUCUUGCCGAAUAUUUCUGUCAAGAUUUUUUGACAAGAUUCAAACUUGAUGCAAGAAAAAAUCAGAGAGCUUUUCUCCGUCUUUUACAAGAAGUAGAGAAACUGAAGAAGCAAAUGUCUGCAAACAGUACUCGUCUACCAUUAAAUGUGGAAUGCUUCAUGGAGGAAAGAGACGUCUCCGGAGAAAUGCAGCGCGCACAGAUGGAACAACUCAGUGCUGACACAUUCAAUAGAAUUGAGAGAACCUUAAGAGGCAUACUACAUAAUGCAAAACUAAGACCUGAAGAUAUCAGUUCAGUAGAGAUUGUAGGUGGUUCCACUCGAAUUCCAGCAGUGAAAGGCCUGAUUGAAAAUGUUUUCGGCAAGCAAGCUUCUACUACUUUGAACCAGGACGAGGCCGUGUCCCGCGGGUGCGCGCUGCAGUGCGCCAUGCUGAGCCCGGCGGUGCGCGUGCGCGAGUUCAACGUGACCGACGUGCAGCCCUACGCCGUGCGCCUCGCCUGGGACGCCGCGCGCGGCGAGGACGGCGACAUGGAAGUAUUCCCAGCAUUCCAUCCCGCACCAUUCUCGAAAAUGCUGACUUUCUACAGAAAGGAACCAUUUUCAGUCAGCGCUUACUAUACUGACCAAGUACCCUACCCUGAUAACUUUAUAGGUCAGUGGCACAUUAGAGACGUCCAACCGACGGCCGACGGGGAGUCGCAAAAAGUGAAACUUAAAGUGCGCGUGAACAUCCACGGUAUCAUCACGGUCGCUUCCGCGUCUCUCGUUGAAAAGAAACAGGACGCGUCACAGAACGAAAGUGUUGAGAUGGAGAAUUCCAAUGAGGCGCAAGGCCCUCAGGAGGCGCCCAUGGAGACCAAUGGCGGCGCGCCCGAGCAGCAGAACGGGCCCGACAACCCUGAGGUGAGAGAAGACGACACCACGGAGCCGCAACACAAACAGUCGUGGACACAGAGAGUAGGCCAGUGGUUCAGCGGGGAUGACGACAAAAAGGAUAAAUCAAAGGAAAAAUCCAAGAAAGUCAUUGUGAAGACAAUUGAACUGCCUAUCGAGGCUCGAACUCACGGAUUCUCUCAACAUGAACUUAAUGCCUAUUUGGAACAAGAGGGUAAAAUGCAAGCUCAAGAUCGUCAAGAGAAGGAGCGCGCCGAUGCUCGGAACGCCCUGGAGGAGUACGUGUACGAGCUGCGCGGCAAGCUGUCGGAGGGCGAGGCGCUGCACGAGUUCGUGGCGGACGAGCAGCGCGGCCGCCUCGUCGGCCAGCUGGACUCGCUGGAGCAGUGGCUGUACGACGAGGGCGAGGACCAGAACAGACAGGUGUACAGCGAGAAACUCGGCGAGCUGCGGACAGAGGGUGAGCCUAUCAAGCAGCGACGUCUUGAAUUUGAACUACGCCCUGGCGCAUUAGAGGACUUUGCUCACGCUAUUCAGUUGACUAACAAAGCUGUGGAUUUGUAUAGAUCGGGCGACGCGAAAUACGCGCACCUCUCGGAGGCAGAUAUCGGGAAAGUAGUGGAUACUAGCAAAAAUGCGCUCGCGUGGCUGGAAAACGCGCGGCAGGCGCUGAGCGUCGCGCCGCGCCACCAACCGCCGCCGCACACCACGCACCAGAUCCGCCAGGAGAGACAGAACUUCGAGAGUACUGUGAACCCAAUUCUAAACAAACCCAAGCCUAAGGAGAAGACUCCCCCGCCCGCCAACCCCACCGCGGGCGACGGCCAGCCCACCGCCGCGCCGCGCGACGACCACAUGGACGUCGAGUGAAGCGCCCACACCUGCACCACCCCCGCCUAAUAACAACCCCGCUCGUUGAUUUAUUUUGUUUGACAGUCACGUCUUUUCUCCAGACUUUCGGCAGUGAAAUUUAUGAAAUUUGAAUUUUGAUUUUUGUCUUUGAAAAAGUAAACCGAACAAAAUACUCUUUAUUCAAUUGUCUAUCUAUUCGUGUUAGCUGCUUAUUAAAUUAAUGUGUACAUUAGGAGGCAAUAUGCAUGGAAUCAAUCAUUGUUUCUUAUUUUUUGUGGUUCUUUUAUAACGAAUAAUAAAAUACAUUAACAUCUUUAGAAAAGAAUUUAAAAAACGUUUUAGCGUGAAGCGAAUAUAUUACAUUUUUGAUAAGUAGCUACUGGGAGGCUAGCAUGGAAGUUGUGAUUGUCAAGUUGCAAUUGUUCUAAUUGGCUGAAUUUAUGGUAAUCCUUACUGGAACGGUGCAUUUUAGUAAAUAGUGAGUGUCCGCCAAUUAGAGGUGAUGUAGCUGUCAAACUUGGUGCUAGGACCACUGGAGUUGCUAAAUGUUAAAAACAUUACAAAUUCAGCGUCCUGUAUCUAUACUCGUCAUUAGGACAGUGAGCACAAAACAAGUUGUCCAAACUGACGUUUCAACGUGGUUUGCGCCGGUCAUGGACUGAGGAUUAAACUAUACCCAGCUGAAGUCUGUUCGUAACUUUUGUAGAAUGCGCAGUCACAUGCCUCGUGCUCAGAUUGGAUUACUUGUUUGUACGCCAGAUACCUCAAUCUGGUUAUAGCCCAGUUUGAUAUGUUCUUGUCGGCUUGAUAAAAAAGUAAAAUAGUAAUAAUUUAAAUAUUGUGGUUAAUAUCUGUUGUUAUUUGGUGGGUUAAAAGAUACUUUAAAAAUUUUGUGUAUAUUUAUUUUGACGCUACUUGUGGCAAUCACAAUUUGUGUAACUUUUUUUACCUGUGUUGAUUAAUAAUUUAAUUGAUGCAAUAUUUAUCUAUCUAUUCUUUUAAUGAAUAUAAUAGCGCAUUUCUAAUAUAAUAACUCUAUUAAACAUUUAGUAUUAGUUUCUAUAUUAUAAUAUUAUGUAUAUACAUAUUGAUAUGUUUUUGGUUACACUUAAAUGCGAUUUUUUGUAGUAUUGCUGCAUAUUUUUAAUGUGAUAAAAAAUAUUUAAUUAUUAUUUUCUGAAUGAGUUGAGUAUGUUAUUAUAAAAUAGACUUGUACUUUUUCAGCUAAGAUAAUAGUAUAAUUUAUAAAUUAUUACAUUUGGUCACUAGAAAUUUUUAAAAAUAUUCUUCAUUUAGGCGAUGUUUUAACAUCGCUAUAAGUUUAUUAACUGAAUGAAUUAAAUGUCUGUGUACUUUAAAAAUAGGCUUAUAUUAGAUAGGAUUCAAACAGAAAAAAAUGCCUUUUCAAUAAAUAACUUGUCACACUGUACUGCACCUGUGUGACAUCUCAUAGAAAUCUACUAAUAAUAGUGCUUCUACUUGCACCAUCCGAAUUGAAAUAAGUAUAUUAUAUGAUAAGUAUCACUUGUGGCUCUGAUUCAAACAAUAGAUUUUGGUUUCUGAUAUACCCGAUACAGUAUUUACGAUAUAUCGUAUAUUUUAUUUUUAAAAUCCUACGUAGCAACAUUCCACAACAGUGAAAAUUAAAUCGUCAUAACCAUAAGCUGUUUAUGGUUUCAGUUAGCUGCGCUUAUGAAAUUGAUAAAGUCUACUAUACAUAGCAUACAUAGCAUAGUCGAGUGGCUUUCAGCCAAUAAACACGGGAUUUUAAACUACACACUUAAUUAAUUCUUUGAAAUCUCAGCAGUUACAAUAUUAUACUAUAAAAAUUACAGGUUAGAUGCAUUUUCAGUAAAUUCAAAUACCUGGUCGUCAGCUGUAAAAAAUUAAUGGUUAAACCGUUGUAACGUUAAUUAUUAUUGUGCAUUCUUAAUGUUAAAGCUUAGUAAAAGGAUGAUUUAACAAA
Molecule: messenger RNA, 4680 nt
Organism: Maniola jurtina (meadow brown)
Lineage: Eukaryota; Metazoa; Arthropoda; Insecta; Lepidoptera; Nymphalidae
Gene: Hsc70Cb
Product: 97 kDa heat shock protein
Exons: 16
Coding region: 243-2732 (829 amino acids)
Biological process (GO): protein folding
Cellular component (GO): cytosol; nucleus
Molecular function (GO): ATP binding; ATP-dependent protein folding chaperone
Source: RefSeq, a predicted model, not a curated record